UGAUUUCAGAGUAAUUUAUAAUUAGCGCUAAAAUAAAUAAAUAAAAAUAAUAUGCUAAUAUGGAGCCCCUCAAUCAAUCAUUAGGCCCCCAAAAGAAAAAAUCUGUGUCUUUUUCUCUUCGUCUUCCUCAAGAAACCAAAUCUCAGUUUCAGAGUUUCUCUUCUUCCCUUCCUUCACACCCCACGCUCAAUGGAAUGCCCUCUUCUUCAACUUCGCUUUCCCUUUCAUAAUUAUUGUUAAUAAUUAUUAAUUACUAGUUAAUUCUACACCCUCCUCUUAACCCAGAUGAUUCAAACCACGCGAUUCCAUUUCACCUUCCUCACAUGGGUUCAACUGCUUUUCCGGAUAUUCGUGCUACGCGCCGCCGCGCAAUCCGCCGUGCAGCCAGUGCCGUCCUUUGCAUCGCACCAGAACUGGGACCCUUCAAUUGCGGCCAUGGUUGGGGCUCUGUUCUGCGCGUUCCUAUUCAUCGGCUUCUUCUCCGUCUACCUCCGCCAUUGCUCCGACGAGGAAGCCGCCACCGGCCAAGCUGGAGAAUGCUCGUGCUCGUGCUCGGAGGGCAUUGACCGGAAAGUCCUGGACACGUUCCCCAUCCUUGUCUAUUCCACCAUCAAGGAUCUCAAAAUAGGUAAAGGAGCACUCGAAUGUGCAGUGUGCUUGAACGAGUUCAAAGAUUACGAGACUCUCCGAUUGCUUCCGAAAUGCAACCACGUGUUCCAUCCUUCUUGCAUCGAAGCUUGGCUAUCUUCCCACGUGACUUGCCCCGUUUGCCGGGAAAAGCUGAACCCAGAUUACGACCAAGUGGCCAUAACGGUUCCCCCACAAUUGAACGUUAUAGGGAGUAGUGAUAAUAAUCGCAGGGAUGAACAUGAGGAAACUGAGGAAAACGAGAGUCGGAGCGGUUCGAGAGGCGGUGAGGUUGAGGAGGACGGUGCGGUGGCUGUCGGAGGAGAUCAGUUGAAGUCGGGGAGGUUGAAGGAGUUGAGGAGGUCGAAUUCGACAGGUCAUUGUGAGGUGGAGAGGUAUACGUUGAAGCUGCCGGAGGAUGUUCGGAAGUAUAUUCUGGUAAACCAUCAUGGGGCCAUGCGGCGGUCGGCGAGUUACAACGUCGUAAUGUCCAUCGGAGGUAGUCCGAGGAAAGGGUUGUGUCGGAACGAGAAGCAGGUUAUCAAGAUGCACAAGGAAGAUAUUGUCCCUACUCCACCACUAGUUCCUUGAAUGUCUCUGGAAGUAAAGAAGAAUUGAAGAAACAGAGAUGUGGCUUGUUAGGAUUUGUUCGAUUACACUUUACUUUCAGCAGAAACAAGGUGUGGACGAGAUCACAAAUUCUUCAUCAGCUUCUUCUGGGAUUGGACUCCGAGUCAACUCGGUCUUCUUUUUGGCUGCAUACAGCUUCGGCGUGCAAUAGCGGAUUCAGAAACCCGGUGAACAAGUCCACUUGGUUUUUAAUUUUCUUUUCUUCUUUCUUCUUUUUUCCCUUUGCUAAUAAUCUAACUCCCUGGGAGGGCAAAAAUCUCAUUGGCUUGAUGCA
Molecule: messenger RNA, 1531 nt
Organism: Prosopis cineraria
Lineage: Eukaryota; Viridiplantae; Streptophyta; Magnoliopsida; Fabales; Fabaceae
Product: E3 ubiquitin-protein ligase ATL6-like
Exons: 1
Coding region: 286-1218 (310 amino acids)
Source: RefSeq, a predicted model, not a curated record